AUUCUAUGUUCUCUAUGGUAUAUUAUUCAGCUUUGGAGGAAAGUAGCUUUCUAAAGAUUUUCCUUCGUUAUUACGUACGCGUAUUGGUUUAUUUAUAUUAUUUGAGUUUUAGUUUACGUAUCAGAAAUAGUUAUAUAUUGUGUGUGUUGUGAAAUAUAAAAACUAUUAGUUCCUGUGAACUGUUGGAAAAGGGUAAUUAAUUUAGAAAGCAACAUGGAAGCGCUGACAGUUCCGCCAUGAAUGCAAAAUAAAUAGAAAUUGUGAAGAAGCUGGACGUCACUUGAACAGGUCAGAAACUUCACGAUGUUGAGAGGUGGGCGUGGAGGCCGUCACAGUCCGGAGCUGUACCCCCACACGCUGAAGUGCUCCAACGCCAGUGACACCAGUUCUGCUUACAGUGGAAGUGACACAAUGACCUCAGUACAUAGCUCUCUGGACAUGGAUAUGGAGGUGGAUCUUUCUGGUCUCCUUGAGUCUAUUGUUGACUCUGAUGAGGAAGAAGAUUUGGAAGAAAGUAUGGACAGCUUGACAGUCCGAGAUGCAGUUCGAGAAUGUCUUGAAAAGGAUCCAAGUGAACGAACGGAUGAAGAUAUAGAAAUACUUUUGGAAUUUACUCAACAUUUGAAAGCAUUCACUAACAUGACUUUAACAGUGCGUCGGGCUCUGUGUGCUGUCAUGGUAUUUGCUGUGGUUGAAAAAGCUGGAACAGUGGUCAUGAAUGAUGGAGAGGAACACGACUCAUGGUCUGUCCUCAUCAAUGGCCAUGUUAGUAUUGAACACCAGAGUGGUGAAGUGGAGCACUUGAAUGUUGGUGAUAGCUUUGGAAUGGCUGAAGCUACACUUGAGAAAUUGUAUCAUAAAGGUGUAAUGACUACAAAAUGUGAUGACUGUCAGUUUGUUUGCAUUACUCAAACUGACUAUUAUCGAAUACUACACCAAGGUGAAGAAAAUAUCAGAAGACAUGAAAAUGAAAAUGGUGUAGUAGUAUUGGUUACUGAAUAUAGAGGUGUAGCUGGAGAGUCAGGACGACAACAGGGCCAUGUUGUUAUUCGUGGAACUCCAGAACAAUUGAUGCUGCAGCUCAUUGAGGAUAACUCACGAGAUUCUACAUAUGUUGAAGAUUUCCUUUUGACACACAGAACAUUCAUUGAGAGUCCUUUAGUUGUAGCAAAACAACUAUUAGCUUGGUUCUCUGAGCCGACAGUACGAGACAAAGUUACCCGUGUUGUGUUGCUUUGGGUCAACAAUCAUUUUACUGAUUUUGAAACUGAUUCAACUAUGAUGGAGUUUCUUGAAAACUUUGAGAUUGCAUUGGAACAUGAAAAGAUGGAGAGUCAAUUAAGGCUGCUAAACAUAGCUUGUUCUGCUAAAGCUAGAACAAGGAGUGUUACAUUAUCUCGUCCAACAAGAGAUGAGCCAUUGAACUUCACAAUAUUUGGUGGAUAUGAGAGAGGUUAUGGAAUAUUUAUAUUUAAAGUGGAAAAGCAUUCAAAGGCUGAAGAUGUUGGAUUAAAAAGAGGUGAUCAAGUAUUAGAAGUAAAUGGACAAUCUUUUCAGCAUGUGAGCCAUGCUAAAGCAAUGGAAAUAAUUACUGGGUCAACACAUUUAAGCAUCACAGUAAAAAGUAAUUUGUUAGCUUUCAAGCAAAUUUUAUUAAAGCCAGAAAAUUCACCAAGGCAGAGAGGGGGUUCCAAUAGAGUUCAUUGGCACACUGACCCUAGGGCCAGGCUAUCAACUGCAGAGCUACUCAAUGAUGAUCCCAUUACAUUAACACCAGUAUUUCAAUCUCCCACCAAAAAACCUCAGCAGCUGAGCAUUAAGAAAGAACCUCAGAAAGGUUUCAUGACAUUGGGACCUAAAAGAAAAUUUCAAAAAGCUUUAAUGAAAAUUCUUCCUAAAACUACAAUUAUUGAUGGCUUACCCACUGAUGACAGUAUUCUUUCAAACUCGGAGUCUUUAAACAAAGCCAAUACUAGUACUUCUUUCUAUAACUCCCAUAGUAAUCCUGAUUUAAUAUCAAUAUGUUAUGAUGAAUAUCAAUCGUCUGACUAUCCAGAGCAUGUACUCAAGGUAUAUAAAGCUGACCAAACUUGCAAAUAUUUGCUAGUGCAUAAAGAGACUACAGCAAGAGAAGUUGUUAUGUUGACUUUGCAAGAAUUUGGUAUCACUGAUCCUAGCUCCAAAUAUUCACUGUGUGAAGUGUCUGUUGCCCAAGGUGGUAUUAUAAAACAACAUCGUUUACCAGAUCAGUUGCAGAAUCUUGCAGAAAGAAUUGGUCUAAGUUCUAGGUAUUAUCUAAAAACUAAUGGAAUAUCUGAGAACUUAGUACCUGAUGACAUGGCACCAGAACUUUUAAGGGAAAGUGUUGUUCACUUUCUACAAUUAAAUGCUGUUGAAGUUGCAGUGCAACUAACAUUACAAGAUUUUUGUAUUUUUCGCCAAAUUGAGAGUACCGAGUAUGUUGAUGAUCUAUUCGAAUUGAAAAGUAGGUAUGGCACGCCUAUGUUGUCACAAUUUGCGGAACUUGUCAAUAAAGAAAUGUUUUGGGUUGUCACUGAAGUUGUUAAUGAACAGACACUUGCGCGUCGACAAAAAAUAAUUAAACAGUUUAUUAAAGUUGCACGUCAUUGUAAAGAGUGCAAAAACUUUAAUUCUAUGUUCGCAAUAAUAUCGGGUUUGGGUCACGGUGCAGUGUCCAGAUUAAGGAUGACUUGGGAGAAACUACCAACGAAGUAUUUAAAAUUAUUUAAUGAUCUGCAAAUGCUAAUGGAUCCUUCAAGGAAUAUGUCGAAGUAUCGACAGUUGGUUACUACUGAGCAGGGCAGAUCGCCUGUUAUUCCAUUUUAUCCAGUGGUUAAAAAAGAUCUUACCUUUAUACAUUUGGGAAAUGACACAAAAGUUGAAGGUAUGGUUAAUUUUGAAAAACUGCGAAUGAUUGCUAAAGAAGUUCGCACACUCACGAACAUGUGUAGUGCUCCAUAUGACCUCCUUACGUUACUCGAGUUAGGUAAGCAGCCACCCUCAAAUGCCAUGGUUGCAUUGAAUCAACUUACUACUGGAAGUGUACAACAAGGUCAAGUUACUGUGAAAAGAAGGAAAAAGUCUUCGAAUGUACCAAAUCCGAAAAAGAUGUUUGAAGAAGCGCAAAUGGUUCGACGUGUAAAAGCGUAUCUAAAUAGAAUGCAUGUUGAAACUGAUGAAGAAAGACUUCACGCAUUGUCUUUGGAAUGCGAAGGAGCAGGGCCAGCCCCGGCCAUCCCACGACGACGACAUCCAUCACCGUCUUUGUCAACGACUAGCAGUGCUUCAUCAGCUAGUGAGAGCAAAAAGAGCUUUGCUGGUAAUAAGUUUGGUACUGCAUCACCACAGGCAGUGAGAAAGCUCUUGGCUUUAUCAGAACCAGCCAAGACACGACCACAUCAACCUCGGCCGCCACCACCUGGACCUUCGCCUUGUUCACAUCGACGCGAUGGUCCUGGUCCUGGUAUUUGUUGUCCACGGACAGCUCAUGAGAGAUCCCACUCUGAUACCCCUACGCCACUACCAGUCGACCUAUCGGCUGAAAGUAGUAGUGUUACAUCAUUAGUUAACUUGCCACUACGAAAAACUGGGUCUGCGACUUCGAGCGACAGUGGGCACGGCUCGUGUACCGCAGCGAGUUGCGCACGGCCCGUACCGCCUCCGCGCAUGCCGCAGGCUCCAUAUAACUUGGCUGCUCAAGUGGCACGCCUCGAGCGACUCAGUAGGGCGCAUUCUCACGAAGGCGUCACACGCCCUUAUGAUUAUUAUGCGCCUGAUGAUGACGAUGACGAUCAACAAGUAUCAGCUGUUUAAACAUGCGAUACUUGUUGAUCGUCAUCGUCAUAGGGUUAAACAUUUUAAUACUCUAACUCAAUGUCUAUUUAUAUAGUUCCCUCAUUCCCUAUUUUGUAAUCUCACAUAAUAAAUAGAAAGCACGAGUUAUGUGAAAACGUUUAAUAUAUUAUUAAAAUCAUGUAUGUACCCUUUACAACUAAGUCUAAAGACUGUAUAAUUAUUUUAAGAAAUGUGCUAGUGUUAUGUAAAAUUCCAUAUUAUAAGAUCCUAAUUAUUAAUUACAAUCAUUUGACCCACCAGUUUCCAGUUUUAUCUAGAGAAGUGUGAUGUAUACCAAUACUAGGUGUACUAUUUAUUAUAAUGUUGGUAUAUCUACAUUCCGUUAUUUGUAUAUUAUUAAAAUAAUAGUUUUCUUUAUUUAUA
Spodoptera litura is the source of this 4239-nucleotide messenger RNA. It is a transcript of the gene PDZ-GEF, whose product is annotated as PDZ domain-containing guanine nucleotide exchange factor. Gene Ontology annotation, cellular component: apical plasma membrane; plasma membrane. Gene Ontology annotation, biological process: Ras protein signal transduction. Lineage: Eukaryota; Metazoa; Arthropoda; Insecta; Lepidoptera; Noctuidae. The record is from RefSeq and is a predicted model, not a curated record. Gene Ontology annotation, molecular function: guanyl-nucleotide exchange factor activity; protein binding.